Molecule: messenger RNA, 514 nt
Organism: Cariama cristata (Red-legged seriema)
Lineage: Eukaryota; Metazoa; Chordata; Aves; Cariamiformes; Cariamidae
Product: homeobox protein Hox-C4-like
Exons: 1
Biological process (GO): embryonic skeletal system morphogenesis; regulation of transcription by RNA polymerase II; anterior/posterior pattern specification
Cellular component (GO): nucleus
Molecular function (GO): RNA polymerase II cis-regulatory region sequence-specific DNA binding; DNA-binding transcription factor activity, RNA polymerase II-specific
Source: RefSeq, a predicted model, not a curated record
CUAGUAGGAGGGCUUUAUGGAGCAGAAAAACGACAAAGCGAGAAAAAUUAUUUUCCACUCCAGAAAUUAAUGAUCAUGAGCUCUUAUUUGAUGGACUCUAACUACAUCGAUCCGAAAUUUCCUCCAUGCGAGGAAUAUUCGCAAAAUAAUUACAUCCCCGACCACAGUCCGGAAUAUUAUAGCCGGACAAGGGAGUCCAGCUACCAGCAUCACCAUCAAGAGCUGUACCCAGUGCCACGACCCUCCUUCCCCGACCGCCCGUUCAGCUGCGGGGGGCUCCCGGCUCCCGGCAACCCGGCGGCGCUCCAAAGGGGACACGGGCAAACUCCAGGAGGCCAACACCUCUCAGAGAAAGCGCAGCAGCUCUGCGAGCAGGCUGCUCUGUCCACCUCCUCCACCACUCCUUCCCCAGCCCCUCCAGCCUGCAGCCAGCCAAACCCCGAGCAUCCCAACAGCACAGCUUCCAAACAGCCCAUAGUCUAUCCCUGGAUGAAAAAAAUCCACGUCAGUACUG